AUGUAUGGGCUCUACAUGUGCCUUGACUUCAUCUCAAGCAAAGCUUGCCAGAACUGCAUAGCCACCGCAAUAGAGGACAUCCUCAAACUCUGUCCCCAAUCACAAGAAGCUGUUCUUUGGGAGGAGAGCUGUCAGAUGCGUUAUUCCAAUACCAACUUCAUCGGCACGCUGAAUGACACAGGGAACAUAGGCAAAGACAAUGUUCAAAAUGUGUCAGAACCACACAAAUUUCAGUCUUCUGUGAACCAGAUGCUGAGUAAUCUUUCGGCCACCGCAGCUUUUAAUGUUUCGGCAAACAUGUAUGCCACCGGAGAAGCUCCCUUUGGAGAUGAAACAAUAUAUGCCUUAGUGCAGUGCACAAGAGAUUUAUCAGCCAAUGAUUGCAGCAAGUGCCUCAAAAGUGCUAUGAAAGACAUACCAAGCUGUUGCUAUGGCUCCAUCGGUGCCAGAGUCCUGAGCCGCAGUUGUUACCUCAGAUAUGAAUUUUAUCCCUUCUAUCUUGGUGCCACAGGGCCCUUAAGUCCUUCACCCCGCACAAAUCAAGGCAAAAAUAGUUCAAGGUCGAGCAAAGUAUGGAUUAUUACGGGAAUUGCGGUUGCACUUGUCCUAUGCUUGACAAUUAUUUUCAUUUAUUGCAUGUAGUUUACACGGAACAAGAAAACACACAAGCGGGAUGAAGCAGUGUUCCAUCAUCCAGAUUUUCCACGAUUACAUGGCGUAAUAUCCGAGGACUCCCCUUAUAUUGAUUUUGGAUCACUUUGUGUUGCUACCAAAAACUUUUCUGAUUCAAAUAAACUUGGACAAGGUGGC
This is a messenger RNA of Arachis duranensis, 810 nucleotides long. Its product is annotated as cysteine-rich repeat secretory protein 38-like. The transcript has 3 exons. Lineage: Eukaryota; Viridiplantae; Streptophyta; Magnoliopsida; Fabales; Fabaceae. The record is from RefSeq and is a predicted model, not a curated record. The coding region runs from base 1 to 642 and encodes 213 amino acids.